UUGUUCAGGCGCCGGCAAAAACUGGGGUGUGGGCCUGGGCUGGGGACAAGGCCCCGCCCACCCCGCUGUUCCGCCCGUGUCACGAGGCCGCCGCGCAUAAACACUGUCCCGCGGGUGCUCGGGGCCGCUUCACUCGCCUCGACCUCCUAUCUCGCCGCCAGCAUGAUGUGCGGGGCACCCUCUGCUGCCAAGCCAGCCACGGCAGAGACGCAGAAGCUUGUGGACGCGGUGAAGGCCCAGCUUGAAGAGAAGGAGAACCAGAAGUAUUCAGUUUUCAAGGCCGUGUCCUACAAGAACCAGGUGGUGGCGGGGACCAACUACUUUGUCAAGGUGGAUGUUGGGGAAGAGAACUUCUUGCACUUACGGGUGUUCGAGAGCCUCCCGCACGAGAAUAAGCCCCCGGUCCUGGCCGCCUACCAGACCAACAAGUCCAGGCACGACGAGCUGGCCUACUUCUAGGCCCUCGUCCUGUGAAGCUCUGUGUUACCUGCAAGCCAGGGUGUGGGACCAUGAUGUAAAUCAUCCUGCUGGGCCAGUCGGCCAUGGGAGCAGCUUCUUACUCUGUGGUUGGAAAAUGGCUUUGUGUGAUUUUCCCCUCCCAGUGAAUGAUCUCAUAUUGAUCCAGAAGGCACCAUGUGAUCUCCCUCUAAAUACAUAUUUUUAAAGUCUUUA
Cavia porcellus (domestic guinea pig) is the source of this 672-nucleotide messenger RNA. RefSeq names its product cystatin B (gene Cstb). Bases 163 to 459 code for a protein of 98 amino acids. The transcript is spliced from 3 exons. Lineage: Eukaryota; Metazoa; Chordata; Mammalia; Rodentia; Caviidae. The record is from RefSeq and is a predicted model, not a curated record. Gene Ontology annotation, molecular function: cysteine-type endopeptidase inhibitor activity. Gene Ontology annotation, cellular component: cytosol.